UGCGUUUUGUGCGGCUAAGUUUGUCUAUAAAUACUGAAAUUGAUUCUUUUAUUCUUCGUUGUUGAACAUCUCUCACGUUUCUGCGCUAUAUCUCAGCGACUCCUUCACGCAAUCCUCACCGUCGACCCAACCCCGGAUGAAUUCCAUCAAAUUCUGCUUUUAGUCAAGGACUUGUACAGACCUUGGCGUCUUGGAGAAGUUGCUAAUAGUUUUAGUCAAGGGUGUAUUCCACCAAUUACUUCUACAGUUACAGUUCUUUGCUUUGAAUUUGUAGACCUGUGAUUUUGCUUUAAUAAAGCCAGAGUAAGCAUUCUGUAGAUUUGAAUUGGUAGCACAAAUAGAGAUUGAGAAGCCUCCUGUAGGAAAUAUAUAAGAGCUGCUUCUCUUGUGACUUACCUAGUGUUCAAGAUGGCUGGUGUGAAACGAAGAAUUCAUAAUGAUUCAGAUAUCCUUGCUUUGCAUAAAGAAUUGGAUGAAGUCUCCUGCCCUAUCUGCAUGGAUCAUCCACAUAAUGCUGUUCUUCUACUUUGCAGCUCUCACCACAAGGGUUGCAAACCUUAUAUAUGUGACACAAGCCAUAGGCAUUCAAAUUGUUUUGAUCAAUUCAAAAAAUUAAGAGAAGAAACUAGGAAGAGUCCACGCUUAUCAAGUCCUUUACCUAUUAAUCCAUAUAGUUUUAGUAAUCCUUCUACAAACAACUUGGGUUUGAGCAUUGAUUUGAAUGAAGUUGAUGAUAAUCAAAAUAUAAAUGAAAGGAAUACUGUUGCAUCUGCUGGAUUACCUGGUGUAGCUCUAGGGGAUAAUGGAACUGAAAAUUCUAACAGAACUGUUGACACAAAUGAGGCUGGAGAUGUGGACACUGCUGGUUCUGGGUCCAUAACUGAAAGGGUUGAUCAAGUAGGUUUGGAUGCUGGGAACUCAUCUGAGUACUUGAACUUGAAGUGUCCUAUGUGCCGAGGCGCUGUGCUAGGUUUGGAAGUUAUAGAAGAAGCAAGAGAGUAUCUUAAUCUAAAAAAACGAAGUUGCUCCCGUGAAACUUGCUCAUUCUCUGGCAACUACCAAGAGCUACGUAGGCAUGCUAGAAGAGUUCACCCAGCUUCACGGCCUGCUGUCAUAGACCCAUCCAGAGAACGAGCAUGGCGACGCUUGGAAAGACAGAGAGAAGUUGGUGAUGUUGUUAGUGCCAUUCGCUCAGCCAUGCCUGGUGCCCUUGUGGUUGGAGACUAUGUUAUUGAAAAUGGAGAUGGUAUUGUGGCGGGUGAGAGAGACAAUGGCACAGGUGAUGUCAAUGGGCCAUUGCUGACCAGUUUCUUUCUAUUUCAUAUGUUUGGAUCGGUUGAGGGUGCUCGAGAGCCAAGGCCACGCUCAAGGUCUUGGGUGAGGCAUAGACGCUCUGGAGGAGGAACACCUGUAUCAGAGCGACGGUUCCUUUGGGGUGAAAACCUUUUGGGAUUACAAGAAGAUGCAGAUGAAGAUUUCCGCAUAUAUAUCGGAAUGGGUGAUGAUGGAUCACCACCUACAAGAAGGAGACGUGUAACAAGGCCUGGAUCUGAUGCAGAUCAACCAUGAGAGAAUUCAUCUUCUGUGGUAAACAUCUAUGCCCUUGAUGUGAGGGAGAUUUGUUCCAAAUGAUUGGAGUGUGUUACAUUUUGCGUUGGUCUCAAUACCUAAAAAGGUUAAUUCUUAACCCCACAGGGCGGGCAUCCCAGCAUAGCACUAACCCAUCUUGUGGGGUCGUCUUGAACAUCAAGAAAUGUGUGCUUGUGAAUUCUCAAGGGUUCAGUUAGCCAUCGUCUUGAUGCAAAAUAGAGAGCCAGCAUUUGGCUCACACAGGAAGCAAGAAGAGGGAAGACCCAAUGAGAUGAAUAAAUGUCAUCUUUUCGAAGUUCUCAGGUGGAAUCAUUGUCUUUUUCUUUAUAAAGAUAUAUGGUUGUAAUUCUGUUCCUAAUCUAUGUAUAUAAUGGGGUGAUGAUUUCAUUUGUUUAAUUUGGUGUGAUGGUGGUUUUAAUUAUAUAUUCUGUAAGGUUAAUAGGCUUAUAUUUAUUUGUGGCUACUGAAUCUUCUGAAUGUAUGUCUUUUUCUUUAUUAUUA
Molecule: messenger RNA, 2091 nt
Organism: Cucumis melo (muskmelon)
Lineage: Eukaryota; Viridiplantae; Streptophyta; Magnoliopsida; Cucurbitales; Cucurbitaceae
Exons: 3
Coding region: 409-1569 (386 amino acids)
Source: RefSeq, a predicted model, not a curated record